This is a messenger RNA of Magnolia sinica, 399 nucleotides long. RefSeq names its product self-incompatibility protein S1-like. The transcript has a single exon. Lineage: Eukaryota; Viridiplantae; Streptophyta; Magnoliopsida; Magnoliales; Magnoliaceae. The coding region runs from base 1 to 399 and encodes 132 amino acids. The record is from RefSeq and is a predicted model, not a curated record.
AUGAGGGGUUUGAGCUAUGUGCUUAUGGUUGUUGUGGUACUGACCUUGUAUGAGUCUGUUGUUUCAGACAAGGUGCAUGUCAGUCUUAUGAAUAGAUUAGGAGGUGGGAGGAGUAUGAACGUUCAUUGCCAAUCCAAAGACAAUGAUCUUGGCGAGCACAUCGUGACAGACGGAGGAGAAUUUGGGUGGGAUUUCUCCGUUAACGUUAUUGGAACCACGCUUUUCUACUGCGACAUGGGGUGGGAUAAGGUAAGUGAGUUUCAUUUCGAUGCAUUCUCGUUCGAUAGGGAUUGGCGUAGGUGUACAUCUCAGUGCUUGUGGUUGUUCUCCAAAGAAGGCGUUUACGGUUUGAACGACCAGACGGGAUUCUGGGAAUUUCUCUACUUUUGGCCAAAUUGA